UGCACACAUCCCUCUAUCUCCGUGACCCGGCAACUCCCAGCCUGUGAGCAGAUAUCAGCACAAAGGAACCUGUGUGUGUGUUCAAACACACCUUUCCCUCUGCAGCGCUCGCCGCCGCCGCCUGCAUCCGCCCGCCCGCGCGCAAAGAUGAGCAAAGCAUCUGAGGACCUCUUGAUCAUCUACGAGUCUGAGGCGGAGCAGUGGGCCUCCUACCUGCGCUCGCUCCUGGCCGACUCCAUUCCAGAGGCCGGAAUCUGUUGCUAUGACAUCGGCAUGGUGACGAGUCGCCGGGACAACUUCCUGCAGCUGAGCAACUACAAGUGCAAGCUUCUUAUCUUGUCACGGGGGAUGCUGGAGGGUCUGUGCCAGCUACGCCGCUUCUUCCUGGCCCACGUGCUGCGGCCCGAGGCACGGGUGGUUGUGCUGCUGUGUGGGGUGGACAGCCUGACGCCCCUGCUGGAGCUCAUCCCGCUGAAGGGAGAAGAAUGCCUGCUGAUAUCCAGUGAGCAAGAUGCACAGGAGUACCGCUCGGCAGUGGCCGAGAUCGUCCGCAGAGGUGGACAGACAUCAGACAUAAGACCAGCACAAGAGCUGAACAGAAUAAAACUGGAGAGAAAACAGUCUGCUGUUGCUUCAAAUGAAAAACCUUCUCUACUGAUCCUACCCAGCCGGGUUCCAUGUGAGAAUCCUGGGGUGGUGUUUCUGCUGCUACAGAAGCCAGUGGGCAGUAAAGAGUGUGAAGUGGAGUUCAGCGGGGGCAAGCAGAGAGCGAGAGUAAAGGCAGCGAGCUGGAACGAGAACACCCUCAGUGUAGCUGCUGCAGAUUUUCCUGCAGGAAGCGUGGGUGUAACACUCUACUGCGGAGGUGCAAUCAAAGCCAAGGCGAGCCUGUAUUACUACAGCAGGAUGGGAGAGAUCGAACGCCUCCUCAAGCAGGCGGCAAACCCCAUGAACUUCAUGUGGCAGGCAUUUCGUGUGUCUUCCAAGGAGGAACUGGAUCAAAUUCUGGCUUCUAGUCUGAUGAGGAAGAUGCCUGCCGGAGGUUUCCAGGGUCUGCUGAACGAUCAGACUGCGGCUGCUGCUUCACACUCUGAGGAGAUCCCCACUCUACUGCAUUUUGCAGCUCAGCACGGUCUCAAAGAUCUGGCCAGCGCUGUCCUGCAGUGUCCUGGAGCCCAGCAGGCCCUGAGAACCAGGAACCGCCUCGGACACACCCCUCUAGUGCUGGCACAUUCAUACGGACACUCCCAGCUCCACGUCUUCCUGCAGGAAUCACUGGCUCUGAGCAGCGCAGACGACUGCAGUGAUGAUGCGAGUGUGUAUGAGCUGAUGGGCAGUGCUGGAAGUCUGCAGGUUUCCCACAGUCACGACCAGCCUCAGACAGGAGAAGCGAGAGAUGAUGAUGAUAAACAGCCUGUAGAACAAGAGGAGGACCCCUACGCCCACCUGGGAGCAAAUGAUGAAGAGUACGACUCGAUCCUCACCUCCGGCAGCUCUGUGGCUAUAGUCAACCGCCCCCCUGCACCCACCCCCCGACCUGAAACCCUCCCAGCCAAGGAGGACAACAUGCCUUUCAUAGCACAAGUGUUCCAGAAGAAGAAAUCUCAGGCCGAUUCUGAAACUCUCUACUCCUUCUCUACAAAGCAGAAUCGGGGUCGGGACAGCAUCUCUUGCACCUAUGACACAUUCAUGCCAAACCAGCCACCAGGACUGGAUGAACUGAUCAAACUGCAGGAGCAGGUGAAGAAAGGUUCUCUCAGCAUGGACGAGGCACUGGACAGAUUCACUGACUGGCAGAGACUUCAGCGAGGGCUGGACUCCAUCCAACAGGAGAAGCUUAAGCAGUUACGGCAGAGCAUCAUCAGCAACAGAGAAGAUGAUGACAGCGUCUAUGAUAAAAUCAACAUUGUUCAUCACACGCCAUCUGUGACCACAGACGAAUGCCGGAGAGGGAGCCAACAAGCGGAGACUGAUUUCUACAGUAAGCCCCUUAAAGGACAGAAUUCCAAUUUCUUUUGGAAGGCAGACAAGCGGUGAAAAAAGGAGGAAAGAAGAUGAGGAGAAGAUGAGGAGAAGGACACCAGAACUUAUUGUACUACUUGAGAGAAGUACAACUUGAGAUUUGGAAUAGGAUGGAUAGGAUGUGCUAGUACUGCUGUAAAAUUGAUGCCUAGCUGAGAGAUAUCUUUUUUUAUAAAUAUAUAAUUUAAGGAAUCUACAAAAAAUGCUACAAAAUCUACAAACUUCUACACAUUGUUUUAAUAAGUUAAAUCUUUUUUUUUCUUUGUUUACUUCACUGUAUGUCUGUUUUUAUACUUUUUUAUGUAUUUUAGUUAUGCUUUUUAGUUAUACUUGACAACAAACUGUCUAUAUAUCUAUGA
Messenger RNA from Astyanax mexicanus (Mexican tetra), 2381 nucleotides. Its product is annotated as B cell scaffold protein with ankyrin repeats 1. Gene Ontology annotation, biological process: negative regulation of phosphatidylinositol 3-kinase/protein kinase B signal transduction; negative regulation of B cell activation; B cell activation. Gene Ontology annotation, molecular function: signaling receptor binding; protein tyrosine kinase binding. The transcript has 16 exons. The record is from RefSeq and is a predicted model, not a curated record. Lineage: Eukaryota; Metazoa; Chordata; Actinopteri; Characiformes; Acestrorhamphidae. Bases 148 to 2037 code for a protein of 629 amino acids.